CGUAGCGCUCGUCCGUGUUCGUACGGUCUUAUGCUGCCUCGCUGGUUGCUGGUUCGCCGUAUGUGCGCGACCAUAAAAUUUUUCGCCAAGUAUCGCUCAGUUUCGUAUUCGUAUUUGAACGUGUCGUUACGUCGUGUUCGCAGGGUACGCGUAGUGAUUUGGAAAACUAAAGUGUGGCGCUAGCUGACGCAUAAACAGUUCAUCUGUGGAAAUCUAUGUUCGUUCGUUUGUUCGUCAAAGCCGCUAUAAAACACUGUUAAAAUAAAAUAAUAUAAUAAGAAAUUAAUAUCAACUUGUUUGUAUGUAUGAGAAAGAAGUUUCAAGAAAUACUAUGUGCAGUGCGGUUUUGAGUUAAACGGACACUCGCACCACGCAAGAGUUUACGCGUAACGGUAUGCCGUGGGUGGAGUGAUUUAUAAUUACUGAAAAUUAAAUAAAUUCGAUUUAUAAUUAAUAGAAUUGCUUUAAUUGUAGUGCGAAAAAAGAGACACAUACAAAAAUAAGUAAUGCAAAAGUAAUUCAAGCAUUGCUUAGAUUACUUCAAAUAUACCAUAUUAAACGAUCUUAAACUAUCAAAGUGAGGCUAACGGAUACAUUUACCUCUACUUAAGUUACUACAAGUAUCUCAUAUGCUUCCGUUCAAAUAUUGCAUUUCGCUCUUGACGCUAGUUAAACAAAUCGCUUCAUCUGAAAACAAAAAAAAUCUUAAAUUUUUUGAGAUAAAAGCUCCAGCUGACCCGGUGUUUAUCUUAGAUUCUCCGUUAAUUGCGUACUUUAGUCAAUAACUGAACACACACAAGCGAUCAUCAAGACAGACCGUGAAUAAAGACAAGCUAGCCAGUGAUGGUAAUAAGCUUGUCUCGUUGUAUGAACUCCAAUCGCUAGUUUAGCUAGCUAGUUAGCCAGACAAGAGAUAGUAAACAGUAUAAAUAAAGAGUUUUGCAAGUUGUCAGCUGCGUCCUUCAACUUUCAGCGUGCAGCCGAAUCGCUCAUCUGGCGAACCACAGUAAACAAUAUGUCUAAUGAUUAUAUUCUUGCGCAUAACUGUAAACGCACGUAAGAACUUUAAUAAUACAUGUGCAGCGACACGCAUAACAAGUGUUAAUGUGCACAUAUCCUUAUGUUGACUAGUGUGUGUGUGGAAUAUGCGUAAGUGUGUCAGUGGGCACGUGAGUAUUUAUAUAAGCAGCGAGCAGCUCUUCCCGCGACUUCUCGUAAUCGCGUUUCAACAGCACAUUCUGCGUUUGCGGCGUUGCAUUUGCUGAAUGCUACUCGUAUAAAAAAGAAUAAAAAAUAAUUAUGCAUGCAUGUGUGUGUGUAUGAGCAAUUGUGCACUCUCAUAUUAUUAUAGUUAUAUGCAUAUUUCAUCACGCAUGCAGCACGCAGCGCCAAACUGCGAAUGUUAAUGAAAUGAAAUCAUUGCUGGUAAUUGUUAUGAGAAAUUGAGGAGAAGAAGAAUGAGAGCGGAUAUAAAAAAAUAAUUGCAACAGUAACAGUAAAGAGUUGAAAAGUGAAAUAAUAAUAAAUUUUGAAAGAAAAAAAAAUUUAAUAAAAAAAUCAAUUUAAUUGUGUUAAUGAAAGUGCGCACGUCACUCAGCGACUCGUCUGGUUGCAGCUGGUGUAGUGUGUGUUCGCGACGCGUUGCAUAUCUACAGGCGCAUACUGAGUGGUAAAUUUACAUACUUGUAUACUUGUGUAUAUAUAGCGCCUCAAUUGUGUCAGUGUCAUACGCAACAAUGAAAGCAACAACGGCAGACCGUUAUUGUGAUAUAUGAGCACGGCAACGAGAAAAUCCCAAUGCCAUCUGAGGCGCCACACCAUUCAUUGACAGCAUCAUCCCGUCAUCAUCGUUAAUAUAUGUGUGUGCGUGUUUCGCUUUUCUUUAUUACUCUAGGUCGUGCUGCUGCUGCUGCAACUACUUAAGUUGCCGUUAUUUUGCCGCUCAUUGUUACUUUCCAUUGCUUGCACAUCUUCAAAGUCAUCGCUGACAUCUUGAGCCAUAUUCGCAGCACUCGCGCACAUGAGCUUGUGACGCUUAAGAAGGCUCGCAAGCAAAAGCAUUAGUGUGUUAGUGGUGGAACGUUAGAACGCAGUCAGCUGCGCCGCGCUGUGCACAUGCUACAGCGCACACCCACAUCAGGACGGCGCCGCGCGUGUAGCCGUGCAAAUUUCACACAGCAUAAUCAAAGCGCGAGCAUUGUGCUUUUUUGUGUGCAUUUCAUGUGAAGUAGUGCCUCAUGCCACAAUUUGUUGCCACACGGUUCAUGGCGUUACAUGGCAAGGUCGUUUGCGCAGCAGUAACACACACGCUGUAAUUGAGAUUGUCAGCUGCUGGUUCGCGCCGCGUGGUGUGGUAGACCGCAAGCGUUUAAUCACCAUUUGAUGAACUGCUGCUGGCUCUGAUUUUUAAAAGUACCGUUGUGGAAUUUGUGAAUGGGCUUGGAAUAAAUAACUAAAAAGCAGCGCGAGACUAGCAAGCAUCUAUACAUGAGCGAAUGCUGUAAUGAAUAUAUAAAAAAGUACGAAAAUCCUUCAAGAAUUUGAAAGGGCCACAGAGAAGGAAAGUUUUUCUUUUCAAAUGGGGGCUAUGCACACGCAAGUGGCGGAAAUUAGGACUAGAAAAACAAGUUAAUUAGCGAGGCUAAGGGCAGUGGAGAUAUUCACCGAGAAGAACAUGUACACAGAGUUGUUAAUUGAAUAGCAUUGCGUCAACUGAGGAAAAGCAUAAGAAAGUUAAGUGCGGAAAUAAAAAAGAAGACGCUAAGACAAAUCAACAGCAGAAUUGCAGUCCGCCCCUAAAAGCAGAAGCAAAAUUAGUUUCAAUUAAGCGAAACACAGCGUAUACUUCAAGGUGCUUCCGAUUUCGCAUGCCGGUCAUUUGCAAUGUUGUACUCCUCGCUGUUGCCGAAUCGCUUCAUUAGAGCGUGGUAGAGUGCUGCGCGAGGCAAAAGUGCAGGCUGUGAGCUGAAACUGCAAACUGAACGCAAGCAAAGUCAGCAUCAACUAAAAGUCCCACGAUAACUAUAUAUAUAGAUAUACAUAUAUAUAUGUAAACAAACGCACUUAGAGAUACACGAUCGUAAAUUCGUAUCGCUUCCAAGUUGCGUACAAGUUUCGACGCUGUAAAUUAAAUUGCAACUUCCGAGGGCUGUAGCAACAGCAGCAGCGGAAAGCGGAAAGUAAAAAUAAAACGUAAAAACAUAAUAAUGUGCAAGGCAGGUAUAGUUAGUGCGCAGCAAUAAAAAUUCGAAAAAAAAUCAAAGCGUAGUGCACGCUACUAUAACAACAAUAACAAAACAACGCACAAUGGAUUUGGCAAAACUGCAACGAGCAACGCCAUUAGCGGUGGCGACGAUACGCCGUAACCAAAUCAAAAGUGUCACAAGAACAACAACAGCAACGGCAGCAUGUGCUACAACAACGGCAGUAAGCACAAACACAGCCCCAAGAAUAUGCAGUUCAAUGCCGUUGACAUGUAAAGCUGCGUUGCGAACGUUAUCUACAACAACAACGAUAGCGCCAACAAUCCGCAUCAGCAGCAAGAGCAGUGACAACAACAACUGCGGCAGAAAUGGCAAGGAAAGCGCUGCAACGUCAGAGCAAGCGUCGCCACGUCUGUUGGUCGCUUCCAACUCGGGCGGCUGGCGCAGCUGCAUCGUUGGCCUUGUGACGCUGUUGGUGUUCACAGCGAAUUUCAACAGCAGUGUCGGCCAAAUCGAUUGGGAUGAUGACGAUGAUCCAGUAUCCACUGUGGCCGUAGAAGCCGUGCUGGGACGCACCGCAACGCUGCCAUGUGACAUUGAGCCGGAAGCGAAGGAUGACAGAGUUUAUAUGGUAUUGUGGUUUCGUGAGAGCGCGGGCAAACCACUUUACAGUUUCGAUGUACGGGGGAGAGCGUUUGAAAAGGCGUUGUACUGGUCGGACACCAACUCGUUUGGACCUCGGGCUUACUUCAUUACAAAUCAGCAACCUGCAAAAUUGACGGUCGAGAAUAUUCAGUUGGACGAUGAAGGCGUAUACAGAUGUCGCGUCGACUUUCAGAACUCGCCCACGCGCAAUCAUAGAAUUAAUUUAACGGUUAUUGUUCCUCCACAUCAAAUUCUGGUUUACGAUGCCUCUGGACGUGAUGUCGCCGGUGCUGUGGGCCCAUUGCUGGAGGGCGACAACAUUGUGUUGACAUGUGAAGUGCGAGGCGGUCGACCAGAGCCAGUGGUCAACUGGAUCAAUGGCACACGACUACUGGAGUCAGGCAAUGGAGUGUCGAUGGGUCGCCAUGUGACUGUAAAUCGUUUGGAGGUGCCGAAUAUUUCACGAUCCGCUCUCAACAAUACCUAUCGUUGUCAAGCUUCCAAUACGAAGCUGGUUCCACCAGUCGAGCGCAGCAUACGCAUCGAGAUGCUAUUAAGUCCAACAUCUGUAAAUCUCACAAAUAAGCAAAAAGUUUUUUCGUCCGGCACUCAAUAUAAUUUAACUUGUAUCGUCGCCGGUUCAGUGCCAGACACAGAAAUACGCUGGACGCAGAACAAUCGGCCUUUCAAACGAGGAACGCUAACAACGACACAAAGCAACGGCAGAGUCUUCUCCAUGCUGUCCUUUCAUCCACAACCCGAAGACGACGGCACAUUAUUGAAGUGUGCAGGCUCCAAUCCGCGGUUGCCCAUCUCUGCAAUGGAAGAUUCUAUUUUGCUGAAUGUGAUGUAUCCACCACAAGUCACAUUGUCGCUGGGCUCAACACUCAAACCGGACGAAAUUAAAGAAGGAGAUGAUGUUUACUUCGAGUGCCACAUAAAAGCUAAUCCGAAGGAGCAUCGUAUCACAUGGUCACAUGAUGGCAUCUCGGUCACGCAGAACGUAUCGUGGGGCAUCAUCAUUUCCACACGUUCGCUGGUAUUGCAGCGCGUUGCACGCAUCCACGCCGGUUUCUACGCUUGUGCGGCGGCCAACGACCGCGGCGAAACGCAGAGCUCGCUGGUGAAUUUGCGUAUACGUUAUGCUCCAGUUUGUAGCACGAACACAAUGAUUGUUAUUGGCGCCUCACUUGAGGAGGCGGUCCCGAUACCAUGCCGCGUUAACUCCGAUCCACCGGAAAUUGAUUUCGAGUGGACUUUUUCGACAAGCGGUGAGCACUUUGAAGUACCAUCGGGUCAUUAUGCAACGAUACAAGAGGCUACAACAACCGGCGAUGUGCACCGAACAAUAAUCGAAACAAAUGAUACACAUUUCGAAACUUACGUAGAAACUGUAAGCGAAUUGAUAUACACACCGAAGGGUGAACGGGACUAUGGAACACUGGCAUGCUGGGGCCAAAAUUCAAUUGGCAAACAGACGGAGCCUUGUCUAUUCCAAGUCGUGCCAGCAGCCAAGCCGGGAGCGUUGCGUAACUGUACAUUGCGUCCAUAUGUGGUGACCUCUGCCUCGCUAAAUUCAUCGAACCAAACAACAAUGCAUAGCAAUCAGAUGAUGCCAGCACAAUAUGGACGACAGGAAUCAAAUUUUCCGCAUACGGAGUAUGUACGUGAGCGACAUAAUAACAAUGGCAACAAUAAUAACAGCGCCAGCAACAAUGGUAAUAAAAUUCACAAUGGAAUUGGCAAUAGCAAUGGCAACAGCAAGGCAAUCAGCAGCAGCAGCAAAGGCAAUAAUAAAAUCAACAAUGUUGUUAAUAAGCAACAGCAGUCGGAAAAGAGGAAAAAAUCUGCAACCUCAUUUGUCGAGCAAAAGCAAAAGAAAUUGCAAUACCAACAAGCACGGCGGCUGCAACCGAGCGAACACCAGCAACAACAGCAAUUACAACACCUGAAGAAACGAACAUCUUUCACACCAUCUCAAACGCUGGCGGCAAUCAAACGGCAGCAACAACAGAAACACGUACAGCACAACAAGGCAGGCAGCGGCGCCAAAGCCGAGGCAGGAAAUAUCGAGGCAAUUGGCUAUGGCAAAAAGUUGGUAUCAAGUGCAACGCGCAGCCCGUCGGCUGAUGAGAGCGCCGGAACGCGACGCACAAGCGCAGCUGCAGCAGCUGGUGUUGCAAAUGCCGCAGGCAACCUGGCAACAAUGGUGUAUAUCAAUAACAAAACUGAUGGAUUGCUCACGAAGACACGAGCGGACAACAAACAUCGGUCGAAACGUGCUGUUGACGAGCAUGCAACAACAGCAACGGCAACACUUGCAGAAUACAAACACAACGAGGGUUCUAAGUACAAGCAGAAGAAGAAGGCAUACAAGCUGGCCUUGGCGACAAAGGAGCUGCGGCAGCAGCAGUCGAGAAAGCGAACUUCAAAGCAGACGCAGAAGAAGAUAAAUGCGAGCAAAUGGCAAAAAUCAAAUUUAUCAUUGCCAAGAGUUGCUGCUGGCGCGGCAGCUGUCGUCAUCAACGGCAGCAAUGCACCGACAAACAACAGCAGCAAGCAAACGCCUGCAACAAAAUACUACAAUUGGCGGCGAAAAAACACGCAUAAACGUGAGAUUUCACAAGAGAUGAGCGCAGUAAUCCAUCAUUUAACGCAAACAGCAACAACAACAGCAGCAGCAGCAGCAACGGCCACUGCAACCGAACCGUCAAAGGAAGCGGAAAAGGAAACAACAAGGGCAAGCGCACAAACCCAGCGUCUAGCAAAAAGAGAAAUCGCAACUGCAGCGCCCAACGAAUUAACGCAACAUCCAACAUACAUGGGCGAGACAAGUGGAGAUUUAGCCGAAGUAAUAGCUUCUGGUACAGCUGCUACUAUAAACACAGACAGCAGCAGCAGCUUUCACUUGCCAGCCGACAAUUCCAUUAACUCAGCAGCAAAUAGGCAACAACACACUGACGGCGGCACUACAGCUAAUGAAUCCGCUGCGAUCGCUGCAAACUCAUUCGAUAAGGUGCGCAUACGCAAAUCUUUGACAGCCAAAAACGUUGGAUCUGUCGUUUCGGAUGUUGGCGGGCGAGCUGGCAGUGCGGCUGCCGCCAACGACCGUCACUUUUUGCAACAUAGCAAAGCCAGUCAUCACAUUAGCAACUUUUCUAGCAGUGAUAACGGCAAAGCGAACUCGCAAAGCACCACAACCAACAGCCACAACGCGCCGCCCAGCGCGCCCCAAAUAAGCAAUCAUGCCACCGCCUUUCACCAGCAGCAACAGCAGCAACAUGAACAAAAGGUAGAUGAACAACAACAAAGCAUUUCAAAUGAUAAUCGCAACAUCGAUGUUAUUGGCAUGCAACGCGCAAUUAAUGAUCUCGCCGCCAGCUCGGAUGAAAGUGGCCGGGCAUCAGAGAUUUUUGCCAACAAAUAUGCUUAUGACGAUGAGAUGGGCGAGAUUGACAUGGCCGUUGACGAAGUGGAUGCUGACGCCGACAUGGAGGCAGAAUUGGUAGGUGCCGAUGCGGAUGAAGGCAAUGACAGUGAUGAUGCAGAUUUAAAUGGCAUCAUUGAACUCGAUGAAGAGCUAUCGCCUCCCACGACGAGUGCUGUGCAAAGUGAGAUACAUUUAUCAGCUCACGCAGCGGAUGCUCCGCACUUCGAAUACUCACGCAUGGAGUAUAGUUUCAGUAAUGGCAUUGCUACUCACAGCCUGGUUGGCGGCAAUGACAAUGGGCCUGGCCUUGGCCUGGAUGGGAUUGGGCAUGGUGACGGUGGUGGUGGCGGUGGUACCAUUAAUCUCGAGAACUACGAUAACAUUAUUUAUUCGACAAUGGAAUUGGAAUGUAUGCCAGGAUACGAUGGUGGCCUGCAGCAACAAUUCUUUCUGGAGGCGUACGAUUCCAAAACGAAGAAACUGCGCCUAAACACCUCAAGCACAUAUGCCGAUAUACCGAUAUUUCGCAUCGACUUGAGUGAUUUGGCCUCAAUGGACUACUACCCGGAUCCAAAUCCAGCACUGCAUUUAGUGGUUUAUAGCGCCAAUCAGAAAGGUCGUUCGGAACCGAUUGUUUUGGAGAAUAUUCCCAUAAAUGAAGCAGAAAAGCGAACAGACGGGCGCAUGGCUUCCAUACUACCGCUUGCUGCUCUACUCACUGGUACUCUGUUCACCGUCGGCGUCGCUGUGCUUUUCGUUGUAGUGGUCGCUGUACGCAAAAGACGCUGUCAGGGGGGACGUAACCUCUGCGAUGACAAAGAUAAGCAUUUAGGUAUGGAUGUGACCGUGACCGCGCCACUUGAGACGGGUGCGGGUCACCAGCGUUUGGUCGUUGCUUAUACUCUCAAGCAGGGCAUCGAAAAACAACCUGAUAUUUUAAACGCUCAAAAGAGUGCAACCGGCAGCGACACAUCCUCGCCGCUGGGUAGCAGACCUGGUGGGCUAUACCUCGGCGGCAGCGGUGCGGCGAGUAGUAAUUGUGGUGUUCCUGGUAAUAAAUCAAACUUCACAACUACAGUUAGUACAAAUGCAGUGACAGAUUAUGACGCCUCCACCAUCGGUUACAACGAUCCCGUAAAUUCAAACGAUCUUCUCAACAGCCCUCCCUCACAAUCGAGCACCCUAAAAUUGGGUAAUGAUCUUCGUAAAAACUAUCAAAGUUCACAGCAACCACUGCUCUAUGACGCAUUGCCGCUAAAUCGACACGAUAUCUCACGAUACGACCCGCUUGGUCUUAACUAUGGCGGCAGUAGUAGCACGCUCAAUUCAGCGGGCAGCGCCAGCACCGCCACUAACAACAUAAAUAAUGCAGCUUCAAGUGGCGCCACACCGCAAUCUUUAAUACAAAAUAAUCUCAGCAACGGGCACUACGUCAAUCAUCACACACUGCCUCACCCAUCUUCCGCAGCCACACACUCAAGCCUCCUUCACAUGCAACAACAACAGCAGCAGCAGCAACAUCAAUCAACACUGCCAACUGAUGAGCAACUAUCCAUUGCUGAUUAUCUCGCAGCGAGCAGCUUAAUCGAUUAUAAUUUAAGUAAAGCAGCAACGGGGUUGCCACCUGGCAUGUCGUGCGGCAGCGCAGUUGGCAGUGGGCACAUGACGCUACCCAAAGGUCUCGGCAUAGGCUCGUUACUGGGCGUCGCCGGCGGCAACAGCAACGGUGCAUUACUAUCACAAGUCUCGCAUCCAGCGAGCAUUACACCAACAGCAACGAUUACACAGAAAACGAACGCAAAUCGAAAUCAUAUUAUAACGGACACAUUACCGGGUCCUGAGAGUUGUGUUUAAGUUAUAAAGAAUACAUUAUGAUAUAUGUAGUUGUAAGACAAGCGUACAUGCAUACGAACACGUUACGCUCUGAGAAAAUUAAAAUAUAAGUUUAUAUAUGGAAAUGAGAUGGAAUGUUUGGAAGACACUAACAAAGAUUUCGCAAAGCAAAAAAGACUGGUGCAAUAUACAAAUAGUUGAAAAGCUACAUACACACCCAAAUGCACAUAUUAUAUAUAUACCAACAUAUAAGCACACACGCGCUAAACAUUAGGGUGGAGCGAAAAAAAAUUGUUUUUAAUAUCUACCGGGCCGCAUUUUAAAGUAAAUUUCGACUUAACAUUUUUUUUUUUAGUUUAAGCUCUUCACAUUUAUAUAAAAGUUACCGAAUUUGACGGUUUUUGACUCAAAAUUUAUUUUAACGCUUAAGGAAAGCCCGUUGUCAUUUAAUACUUUUUUUUAAACUCCAAUAAUGACCACAAACAUAUUUUUAAGUUGAUAACUUUUAAUUGGCCACAAAGAGGACUGUCCACAGCUCCUAGAACACUUAUCAAAAAAAUUUUACGAAAUAAAAUUUUACUUUAAAAAUUAGUGCCGCUUCUAGGUGUUAAAAAAAUGUUUUUAUCGCUCCACCCUACUAAACAUGUCUCCAGGUGCUUUCCAGCUGGUACACCGUUUAUUACUUACGGAGGUGAAGAGUGUGCACGCCAUGUUUUAAACAAUGUAAUAAUAAUCAAUAGGCAUCAAGAGCCGUUCAGAACCCAAAUAUGAACUUUGGGUGGAAAACUACAUACAUAUGUACAUAUCUGGGUUGAUUACAAAUUAUUGACAGUUUUCGGGCGACUUUACCAUUUUUGAUAUUCCGCUAUAAAUAAAAAACAAAUUUAACUUUGUUCCAGGGUAUUUACUACAGGAUAUAAAUAUAAAUAGCGUGUAGUUUAUUUUGUGAAAUGUCUGGAAACCCGUACGUCUCCGUAGCGUGCUCUCUGUAGUAGGCAAACAAAAUAAUCAAUAACACUUAAUAAGCAAAGAAAUCACCAAUUCACCCCAAAUCAAACCAAUAGUGCAUAUUUGGCAGCCUAAGGAUUGUGUGGGUCCAAGCAGGGGUAGCGAAACUUGAUAGGGAUCGAGUGAAAAGUGUGUAAACCAAUGGCAUAUAAAUUAGCAAAAGUAAAUAGAUGUAAUAAUACAAAAAUAGAAAAUUGAUAAUUGCUUGUAUUGUAAUUACUUUUAAUUUAGUUUCUAAGAGCUGUGUACAUACAUAUACAUAUAUAUAAACAAGUAAUUAUAGGCAAUUUAGUGAAUGUAAUGUAAGUGUUUGUGAGCAAACCUUAAAAAUAAAUGUAUAUACUGAUCUUGGUGUUGUUGUCACACUGUACUCGACUUAAGUAAGCUCCAACAAUUUAAUUACUUAGAUGGAAAUUUAGCAACCGCUGCGAAAUGUAACUAAUGCAGCGCAAAUCUAGCAAAUAUGCACAUUCUAGUUUUACAGUUAUAAACAUACAAGUAUGAACCGAAGCAUUUCACUCAGUUGAAAAUUAAUGUAAUUUUUCAUAUAUUUUUAUUAAAGUUGAAAGUUGUAUUCAACAAGAGUAAUACUUCCAGUUACGUAAUUGAAAAUGUAUCGAAUUGUCGUACAUACACACCAAACUCUUGCCGUAGCAGUAAAACAUAUCAAGCAUAUACAUAUGUACAUAAGUAUAAGCUCCUUUACGAUAUAACUGACAUAUCUAACCUAGAAGCCAGGGACUGUCUUACAUAAAUAUAAUAUUAGCAGUUACACUUUUGGUCCACACGCAGACAAUAAAGACUCACAUAUCUACACAGCGUGUAUAAACAGAACAAUUUGAUUCGAAAAAUUGAAAACGCUCAAAUAUGCAGCGUGCAAAUUCCGCCAAUACUCAGCCGUGCCCGAUUGACCCGGAAACACAAGAAAAUCGCCAUUUAUAUCUGCACACACACAAUGUUGAUUAUUUUGCCUCUGCUGUGCCCCAGCAAUGCCAACUGUUAUCAAAGCAACCGCAGCAAUCAUACCGUCACGACUGCACACACAUACAUUCAUACAUACAGACAUAGCUACCACCAUUGCCAGCUGCAUAAGCACACGUACACUGAAAUAUCGCACUAACACACCAGCGCGGUGUUUUAUAAGUAUGCACAAGUAUAUAUGCAUAUUUAUGUAUGUGUAUAUGUAUGUUUGUGUGCUAUAGUUAAGGAUUUACGAAAUUGCACUGCAAAAUGCGUCAAAUCGUUUGUCUUCCUCCAUCUGCCGCUGCGCGUGUAUGCAAACAGGUAGUGUGUAUGUAAGUAUGUGUGCGUCAGGACUAGGUGGAUGCAGGCUCCAGUAAAAUUUUAUACCAACAAUAAAAGAACUUUAAAAACACAUUACCAUCAUUCCGAAAGUUAUAUUGGGCACGUUCGAUAUUUUAUGUGUUUCUUUCUGUUUUUGCAAUACGCGCGCACUUCGGAUAUAAAACAAUUGCAUUUUUAUCUUUGUUGUAAUCGAAAACUUUCUAAUGUGCACAUUGCCAAUACACCCAGCAGAGAUGUUCAAGCGUUUUGUAUUUCAUUCUCAUUCUCUCACACUACAUUCGCCUCUAAAUGCGUCAUUUAUACUUCUGUGUCUCCGUUUGCGAUGAUCAUCGAAGGUGACUUGUUUUUUAGCUAGAAAGUAUAAGUAUAAUCGCCCGAGGUCACAUAAAAGCUCUUACAUGGAAACACUUUGUCGAAGUAUUUAUUUCAUAUUUAAUAAACACUCAAACUUUACAACAACAGAAUCAAAUAAAAAAGUAUCAACAUUUCCUAGAUAUGAUCACACCCUUAAAACUGUGUGUAUACAAAGUUACGGCGCUAACAUUAAACGAUGUGCCGUUAUAGCACAGAAAAUAACAAGAGCAAGCAUAAAAUCGACAUCACCAAAAAUAAAAUAUUCAACAGUUGAGUUGUAGCCUGAGCCUUAUCUGCCAGUUGAUUGCCUUCACUACAUAAGUAUGUAUUCCACUAAAUAUUGGCAUAAUAUAACUGUUAUUUUAAAUGUAAAAAUACACAUAACUCCUGUGAAGCGAUCGUCAGAAAAUUUACAUUGUUCUUCCUCAACAUUUCCAAGCAAUAAGUUCGCAAUAAAGGACUUCACAAAAGUAAUAUAGCAAUUACAAGAGCUAUGGUACAAUAACAAUAUAAAAGCUCGAUAGGAAGUUGUUGAGUGCAGCGCAAAAGUUUUCCACUCUCCUUAAGCGAGAGCAGAGCGUCUGAGGUGUGAGGGUUGUCAUAAGCAGAAUAUAUAUGUAAGUGCCGGCAAAUGACAAUAUGAUGACAGUGAAUGGAAAACUUUUUAAUAUUCAUGUGCAAUGAUUUAUGAUUAUACAUAUAUAUCACAAUGUUAUAUGUACUUCCCUAUGUACUAUAUUAUUACAUAGGUGUUAAAUGCCGUACACAUGUUGCCAUAUAAGCUACUUUGGCGAAAAUUUCCAGCAGAAGCAGUUUAAGCAAAUCCUUAAAUAGAGUUAAUCACUCACCAUAGAGGUUUUUCGAGUUAGAAGGUGUGCGUUUUUCCAUAUUUAAUAUGAUAAACUCUAAAGUUCUACUCUACCGUAUUAAAUGAAUGUAAUUGAUAUGUUUACUUCAUUUUAAAACAGACUGGACCAAAAAUCCUUUUAUUAUUCAAAUGAUUAUAAAAUGGAGUGAGAGAUGAGCAGAAGGUACUGAACUUUCUUAAUAACAAAAAAAAUUGUUAAUUUCAUUGACACCGAAGCUCGAAUACUCUUCACAAUUACAAAACAUUCCAUACAAAACUUGAUUUUGAUCGGUCAGUUUGUAUGACAGCUACAUAUAUAGUUACAUGCUAUAGUGGUUCGAAGCGGUUUCGAAAAAUGAGCAGCUUCUUUGGGAGAAAAGGACGUGUGUAAAAUUUCAGAUCGAUAUCCCAAAAACUGAGGGAAUAGUUCGCGUAUACUUAUACAGACCGACGAUCGGAUGGCUAAAGCGACUCUGUUCGUCAUGAUCAUUUAUAUAUGUACUUAUAUACUUUAUAGGGUCAGCGAGGCGUCAUUCUGUAUGCUACAAACUUCGUGGCAAACUUAAUAUGCCCUGUUGAGGCUAUAAUAACAGCAAAGCCAAAAAUUUGAAAAGUGUGUAUAACGUCUACCUUUAUUAGAACUUUCAAUACUCAGAAAAUAUACGACUAAUUUGAACCAAAAUCUUCAAAUAAGACGUCUCAACGCCAUUUGAAAGUCACUUCCAACACAACAAAAGUAUGGAUGGCGUCAGCCUAUUUAAGACUGCAAUAACCCAUUCAUCAACCAAGAUAGCUUAUGUUAAUAUGAUGAAACACAAAUAGUACUACUGAUAUGAACUCGAAACCAAAUUGUUAACUGAAUUUAAGUGCAGAUGUUUUCAGAGCUACUUCUUCCCCCUAAUGUAUCUAAUAUAACGUUUCACACAUUUUCCAAUGUUGUGUUCGAACUCAAGAUUUUUGAUUUUCCAUACUUCUAAAACUGCAGCACUGACUGAACUAACCAAAUUGAUCAUCAAAUUUCCAAGAUUACUUAACACAUAUCCAUACCAUCUACUGCUCAUAUCCUUAAUAUAAUGUUAACUAUCAGCUUUAGUGCUUUAAGUGCCGGUGGUGAAGCUUAGUUUUAUUAUUUUAUAUAAUUUUUCUGUAAACUUAUUUAUUUAUGUAUUUGGUGAAAAGCUAAGUUACCGCUUUAAUGGUACUUUAAUCACAUUGAAAAAACAAAACAAAAAACAAAAAUGAUUGAGCUGUACAUUUUCAAACGUACUGUAAAUAGUAGUAGCAAAUCAUUUAAGUGUUAGAAAGAGUUUAAGAUUAUGUAUAAAUAUGUAAAUGUAUCAUAUGUAAUUGUGCUUGCAUGUAAUUGUAUGAGUACCUUUACUCAUACUCAAUAAAAUAUUAGAAAAUUUAAAUAUUGGAAUAGCAAAUGACAUUGUAUUGUUAUUGUAAAAAAGUGUAGAAGCAGAGUUUUAAUGUGAGACAAUGAUCAAUAAAAUAUACAUAUACAUAUAUGUAUGUACGUAUUCAUUACUAUUCACACAUACAAUACAUAUCUAGUAUAGAAAAUGAACAAUUAGACAGGUAGAAUUAUUAGACAUAAUUUAUGUACAAGUAUGUGAGAGUCGAACCUUGAAAGGAAUACUACAAUACAAGAACUACAAUUAGGUGAAUUCAUAACACAAAGCAUAUAAAAGCAUACACAUAUACAAAAACAAAUGAAUAAUUUAUAUGAAAACAUAGAGAUUAAGUAACUGUAAAAAGAAAUAAAAGAAUAAGAGUCCUCUGUAAAAAUGCUUAAAUUAUUUGUGAUAAAGUUAAAGGAGUAGAUAAAAUAUAAAUAUAAUUAUAAAUACAUAUAUACAUACAUACCAUGUAUAAGACAGAUUAGUAGUAAUGGAUCAUUAAGCAAAUAUAUACAAACCCUAUUGAAAUAUGUAUGGAACUUGCAAAAUUUGCGCGCAGACCCCAAUAUUCUGCUCGACUACAAUGAAAUGAUAAUGCAAUGAAUAGAAUAAUAAAGAAAUUAAUUCUUAUUUGAAAA
Molecule: messenger RNA, 14666 nt
Organism: Bactrocera oleae (olive fruit fly)
Lineage: Eukaryota; Metazoa; Arthropoda; Insecta; Diptera; Tephritidae
Gene: side-III
Product: sidestep III
Source: RefSeq, a predicted model, not a curated record